This is a messenger RNA of Lotus japonicus, 1581 nucleotides long. RefSeq lists its product as uncharacterized. Gene Ontology annotation, molecular function: zinc ion binding; nucleic acid binding. The record is from RefSeq and is a predicted model, not a curated record. The transcript has a single exon. NCBI's taxonomy places the organism in Eukaryota, Viridiplantae, Streptophyta, Magnoliopsida, Fabales, Fabaceae. The coding region runs from base 1 to 1581 and encodes 526 amino acids.
AUGGACUGUGAGAUGGAGACGCAAGCCUCCAACCCCCCGGACGGCGGUGGUGGUGGUUCUCUGCACAGGGAAAAGCCCCCGGAAGGGGACGGGAAAACGCAUCGUAUGUCAUUCAGGGACAAACUCAUGGGAGGGGCGAAGGCUGAUGCCCCGAAGGAAAGAGUGGAUCUUUUUGAGCAGGGAAAGAUGAGAAUGGAAUUUGUGGGGGGUGACCCGAGACUACCAAGAAUUGUGGUGGAUAAGUCUGUCAUUGAGAACAUGUGUGCUCCUUGGAAAGAGGCCCUGGUGGUGUGCCUUCUAGGCAAAAAAUUGGGAUACCCGGUGAUGAAAGCUAAGCUGGCGUCUACCUGGAGAUUAUCAGGAGAUUUUGAAUUGUUGGAUGUGGGAAAUGGGUUCUUCAUGGUCAAGUUUGACGUGGUGGAGGAUCGUAAUAAGGUGAUUGGGGGAGGUCCGUGGAUGAUCUUUGAUCAUUAUCUAGCGGUAUCCACUUGGAGUGCGGAAUUCAUUUCACUAGCGGCAAAAGUGAAGAAGACUCUAGCCUGGAUUCGUAUCCCAGGAUUGAAUGUGGCUUUCUAUGACGAAAGCUUCCUGAUGUCUGUGGCUCAAGUGAUUGGUACGCCAAUUCGAGUAGAUAUCAACACGCUACGAGGUGAACGAGGUCGCUUUGCAAGGAUCUGUGUCGAACUGGAUUUAUCCAAGCCGGUCUACGGGAAAAUCAUGAUUGAGGAUUAUUGGUACAACAUAGAAUAUGAGGGUCUUCACAUCAUCUGCACCAAAUGUGGGUGCUAUGGACACAGGAGCAGGGAAUGCACCACUCCACCUCAAUCGAAGGUGAAAGAGAAAGAGCAAGCAGAACCGCAGGUGAAGGAGAACGGGAUGUCAGUUGAAGAGGGUGCUAACUCAACGCCGCCAGGCAGCGUGGCGGGCGGACACAAGGUGCAACCCGAGCCCAGAAACGACAUUGAAACGGUUGCCCAUGAGGUGAUGGAAUCUCCGACAAUUGUGGCAACCAAUAAUGAUGAUUGCAUGGAAGUUGCUAAUUCUAAGGAGGGGGGCCCACAGAAAAAGAUUUCAAAUUUGAAACCACCAGAGGAAAUAUUUGGUGAGUGGAUGGUGGUUUCAAAGAAGAAAAAGAAACUGACGAAACAGAUGGCUCAAAAAGUGGAAGUCAAAACCAAUAAAGACAAGGGAGUUAAUGCUAAUCAUGGGCAGCAUAAAUCAAAAACCAAUCAUGGGGCUCUAAAAUCCAAGGAGGUGAAGUCAAUGCUGCCUAGUCUUCAGCCUAAGAAUGUGCAAGGCUUGAAAUUUGGCAUUGGUAGUGGGCUCGCAACAACUUCAACAAGUGAUACAAAAAAGAGAAGGGCGCGUGGAGAAGAGUGGGAGACAGCGGUGCGUGAUAUGAAGGCAAAGGAAAUUAAAAUGGGGCCCUCAAGUAGUAACAAAAUUGUUUUUGGGGGUUCCAGUGAGAGUUUUGGAGAAAUAGAUGACUACAUGGCAAGGUUAAGAAACCUCCCUGCUAAUGGAAAUAGGGAUACUGCAGGCUCAAGCAGGCCUAUGGGAAUUACAAUUCAUGAUAAGUAA